UGGUUUUGCGCAACUGGUUCUUCUGUCCAGUCCAAACAGUCUCAAAAGGGAAUCAAAACUUGCAGGAACACAUCACUUCUUCAACAGAUUUCUGCAUACUCCACUUCAAACUGCAGCUGAGCUCAGAGCGAUGAAUCCUCAAGGUUACCCGAGUGCUUCGGUUCCACUGCAGGGGGUGCCGUAUGGACAGCCUGAAGGCCCUGGAAUGGUUCAGCACACCACUGUGAACAUCAUCGAAGAGCCCCCAAAGGACCACAUCAUCUGGUCCAUCUUCAGCUUUGUCUACCUGAACCCUUUCUGCCUCGGACUGGCAGCUCUCAUCCACUCCGUCAAGGCCAGAGACCGGAAGAUGGUUGGAGAUCUGCAAGGGGCCCAACACUACGGUUCCACUGCUCGUUCCCUCAACAUCGCCGCCACCAUCCUGAUUUUCCUCAUUGUCGUGAUUGUCAUUAUUGCAUCCAGCAUCCUUUCUGUACUCACGAGAAUUUCCUUUGGACGGUAA
Messenger RNA from Acanthochromis polyacanthus (spiny chromis), 502 nucleotides. RefSeq names its product dispanin subfamily A member 2b-like. Bases 131 to 502 code for a protein of 123 amino acids. The record is from RefSeq and is a predicted model, not a curated record. Gene Ontology annotation, cellular component: plasma membrane. The transcript has 3 exons. Lineage: Eukaryota; Metazoa; Chordata; Actinopteri; Pomacentridae.